AAGUUAGAAACGAAACUACUUCCGGUUUAGGCGUCACAUCAAAAAUGGCGCCCUCCAAGGCGAAACAUGCCAGUGGCCAGCCUUGGGUUAUUCCUGGAGGGUUUUCAGUCCUUUCCUUACAGUUCAGCUCCGGCAGCGCUGCUCGUCAUUGUCUGUACGUGAAGGAGCACAAAGUGCGCACAGAGAAGAGUUCUCACAGACCUCUGGACAGGACUUUGUUUCUGCUCAACAUUCCUCCGUACUGUUCAGAGGUUGUUGUGAAAGAAUUAUUCUCCCAGUUUGGCGGCAUUGAAUCGGUUGAGUUGAGGGAUCACCCGGGUUCAUCUCAGGAAUCUGGACCCAAAAUAUCCAAACUCUUCAGACCAGCUGAGAAACAGGGUUUCAAAGUCGGUUACAUCGUCUUCAAGAACUCCUCAAGUUUGCAAGCAGUUAAGUCUUAUCCCUUUGACGCCCCCUUGGUGGUCUCAACUGAGCAGCGUCCGGUGAAAACAGGCGUACAGAAAUGGAUUCAGCAGUAUUCAGAGUCCUUCAUCCAACCAGAAAAACUCCAGCAAAAAGUUGACAACUUUAUGCAGAGCUACGACGAGCGUAAGGAAAAGGAAGCAGAGCAAAAGAAAGAAGAGGCUGAACGGCAACAAGAGGAAGAAGAAGGCUGGGUGAAAGUCACCAGAGGGCACAAGGGCGCUAAAGCUCGUCCUCACAGCGAGGCGGCCAACGAGAAAACUCUACAGAAAGAGAAAAGGAAGAAGAGGAGGAAGGAGCUCCUAAACUUCUACACCUGGCAACACAGAAACACACAGAAAGAGCACAUUGCUGAGCUGAGGAAGAAGUUUGAAGAGGACAAACAGAAAAUAGCUCUACUGAGGGCGCAGAGAAAAUUCAAACCUUACUGACUCUUUAUGACGUCUUGUUUAAACCACACUGUUAAUAAACAAUUGAUCCAUA
Messenger RNA from Oryzias latipes (Japanese medaka), 945 nucleotides. It is a transcript of the gene rrp7a, whose product is annotated as ribosomal RNA processing 7 homolog A. Gene Ontology annotation, biological process: ribosomal small subunit assembly; rRNA processing. Gene Ontology annotation, cellular component: CURI complex; UTP-C complex. NCBI's taxonomy places the organism in Eukaryota, Metazoa, Chordata, Actinopteri, Beloniformes, Adrianichthyidae. Gene Ontology annotation, molecular function: RNA binding. The record is from RefSeq and is a predicted model, not a curated record.